Leptopilina heterotoma is the source of this 18274-nucleotide messenger RNA. RefSeq names its product microtubule-associated protein futsch-like. Lineage: Eukaryota; Metazoa; Arthropoda; Insecta; Hymenoptera; Figitidae. The transcript is spliced from 9 exons. Bases 720 to 17033 code for a protein of 5437 amino acids. The record is from RefSeq and is a predicted model, not a curated record.
CCAACACUUUGGGCUCUCAGUCGCUAAAGUUCGCUGCAUCGAGUCACAACUAAAAACCCAAGGGUUCAAAAUUUCAGGUCAGAGACAUUUUUCGUCUCUCUCUCUCACUCUCUCGCUCGCUCUCUUUCUCACUCACUCUCUCUCUCUCUCACUCCCACCAUCAUCGUUUUUCGAUCCUCCGCCCGUGGUUCUCUAAACGCAGCAAAUAUAACUAACUUUCUUACAUUACAUUCUUUAUUUUUUCUCCCCAAAGAAAAAAAAGAAACAACAAAAUUUUUCCAUCGUGCUCGAUAAAUUGGAAGAAUUUAAAAAAUUCUAGCAACAACAAACAAAAAGCAAAGUUUAGUGAUUAUAAUUUAUCAACAGAGAGAGAGAAAAAAAAAUAUUCCUUAAAAUCGUGAGGCGCAAUGAGCGUCGGCCACGGUUAAAUAAACGGUUUUGCCGUCGGAACGGGGUUGGGUCUCUCUCGCCUCUCCUCACUCUCUCUCUCCAUGAUACCACCUUAGUGACAGUGAUGAGUGUUUUUUUUUCAAUUGUGUCACACCUUAUAAUCGUGAUUGAAUUGGAAAAACUACGUGACUACUGUGAAUUAAUUACGCCCCUGAAUUAUCCUGAUUACGUAUUAAACCUGGAGAGAAAAUCACACCGACAACAAGAUGACAGGUCCGUGGUAUUGGCUGGUGCCUAAAUGGUGGCUCUGAGAGGGGUCCUAAGGAAGCAUGAGGGAACGAACACCCUCUGCCGAUGACACCCCAAAGAGGGCCCCACCGGCGCCACCUAGAGAAGCAGACGUUGCAGGCAACAAAGCGACAAGAGGUCAAGCGGAAUUUUACCACUCUCUAGGACUUUCAUCGACGACCAAUUGCAAAAUGGUAGCGUCAACUAAUAAUUUAGAGGAUCUUGGAAUCACUCAUCCAUCGAGUGCAAGCACCGAUACUCGUCAACAGCAACAACAACAACAACAACAACAGCAACAAACUCAUGCUUGCAGAUCAGUUCCAACAGCGCAGGACAAACGCAGUCGACUCAGUAAUGUGAUAAAUAAUCUCAGAAAAAAAGUACCUGAGACUAAAUGUGAGUCAUCAACCUGCACGAAGGAAGACGAUCGAAAUUCUGUUGAACGAAAUUUAGAAACACUCGAAAAAUACGUAAUGACUGUACUAAACGAAGUAAUAAAAGACGAAGAGGAAAAAGAGCGAGAAACAACAACUCUCGUCGAGAAAUUCACCUCAUCAUCAAACGAAGAGGAAAGCAAUAACACAAAUGGUUCGCCGGUCAAAAAAGGAGACAAUUCCAAAGACUGUGAAAAUAGACUCGUCGAACCAUUUACACCCAUAAGUGAAAAGCUAUUUAACAAAGGGACCAAUGAAAAUCAAGAGUCCAACAGGGAUUCAACCAAAAUUCAAAAAAACACCUCUACCCCAAAGGAUGAACAAUCCGAGGAGGAGAAAAAAUUCCCCAAUAAAGAAGAACACCGAACACUUGGUGCAAUCAUAAUGGAAAGGUUAACCGAUCCAGAGACAACAAAAACACCCCAAGAAGAGUCUCGGAAUAAUGUUUGCCGUGAACUUUUGGACGAUCUUCUAAACGACGUUCUCCAAACAGUUCAGAAAAAUGUUGACACAAAAAUUGAUGUUAAUGCUAAGGAUAAUAAAAAAAUUGAGAAUUUACCCACAAGUCUUCAUUGUAGUUUACCAUUAGAGAAGGUUGCAUCUGUACUUCAAACUUGUCAAACGCAAGAUGUCGAAAAUUCCCCACCGAUUAAGACAAGCACUAAAGUAACAUCGCCGACAGUUCGUCAUCUUUGUCUCUAUUGUGAUCGUAAAUUCUCAUCAAUUUCGCUGAGACAAAGGCACACUGAACGUGUACAUCAAUUUAAGGGUGGAAGACGUUCGGAGAGAAAUUCACGAAAACCAUCGCAAAACUGCCAGUACUGCUCGGAAAAAACUGUCGACAAUUUGGAUACACUUUUUCAACAUAUGAUUGGAAUGCACGGCGAUAAAUAUCACGCGUGUCUUCAAUGUGUCACUCGAUAUCUAUCAAAAGAGGCUCUCACCAAUCAUAUAAACGAGGUUCACAAUAGGACCACUACAACACAACAGGAGAGUGUUAAAGAAACUGUCAAGGAAUUGGUACUAACAAAAAAAGAAUCAAAGGAAAAGAAAAACGACGAUGAAUCCGAAUAUCGUGAGAACAAUACAACACUAAUCGGCAUCACUCCAAUAAAUAAAGAACCAACAAAUCCCGCGAGUUCCGAAUUUGAUAGUUCAUUCUACAGUAGCGUGAGUUGUAAUAUUCGUGAAAAUCUCCUACAUCAUUUAGAUGGAAAACUCGAGAUAAAUUCCACUUCCCAAAAUUCUUCCUCUUCCACAUUAGAUGUAAAAUCCCCAACAACAUUAUAUGAACAAUCACAAGUUCAAUUUCCCAUUGAUAUUUCCCUCACGGCCGUGACGCCCGUCUACAAUAAAGAAUAUUCAACCGAAAAAUUGGAGAAUUCAAGUGAAUAUGCACAGAAGCCGAGAAAAAAUUUUAAAUCACACCCAAGGAGGGUGUCAUUUGAAAAAUACAAUUUCCCCCGCAAAUACGAUGGUAAAGAACAAUGGAGUUGUUCAAUAAAAGAUCUAAGUAAAUUUGAUAUAUCAACGCAAUUGUCCUUAAGAAAAAAGCAGCAAUUAAUCAAAGAACGUGAUAAUUUAAAUAGGCUGAAUCAAAUACAAAACAAUACAAAUUCAAACAAUUCAGAAAUUGUUCAACAAGAAUUUAUCGAGUCAAAUUCAAUUUCUAGUCGUGUUGAUAAUAGUGACGAUAAUACCAAAGUUGAUAAUAAAGAAAAAAUUGUUCAAUUCAAUGAAAUUCAAAAUAAAAUAAUAGAGACUAGUUCAAAGUCUCAUGUAUCAGAAGACGAUUCAACAAUUGAAUUUGCCCAUUAUCUCAGACUAAGAAAAUUGAACGAGGGGAGUGAAAAUAAUCCGAGCGGAAAUAAUGUUAAUUACGCUGAACUCACUGGCGAAUGGUCCAGACCACGAAUCUACAUAUGUAGAGCCUGUGCGGCAAAAUAUGAAACCCUGAAGGAAAUGGAAGACCACAAAAUAGCGACGCAUCCAAAUGUGUGGUGUUCUCAUUAUGAAUUCGCUGGUGAUCAACUAGAACUCUACAAGCAUCUCAUUCUGCCGGAGAGAAAUCAAGCGACCGCAAAAGCCAAUGCAGUGUCUCUCGAAAAAUCUUGUACAAAGUGCUCGAAAAAUUGCAGUACUUUGGCUGAAUUCCAUAAACAUAUGCUCGAAUGUGGUGGCGAUCAGGCUUGGCUACUUGGACUCUUUGGUAAUGGAAAGAAGAAAUGCAAAUGGCGACCAUUCGGCAGUCGCAGCAGAAGACGCAGAAAUCGUGGUAUGAAGAGAAAUAUCCAAAAUUCCCAAACUCCACGAGUCUACGCUCCAAAGGAGAAGCAACCAUCUGGUCCUCGAGUUCGUCCAAGCGAUCAUGAAAGUAUUCAAAAGAUGCUCGCCAAUCUUCCGCCGAAACGGGCAACUCGCAAAGUCCUGCAGGAAAGCGCUGCACGUUCACAGGGUCGACUGCGAAAAGUUCAGACAAAAGUCAGAUCCAACCUAGUCGAUAUCUCUUCAACUCGUCUAUCACGCAAUAAGGCAGUUUUACGUAACAAAUUAUUGAAAAAUGCAAAAUCCUUUCAACGAAAACGCUGUCGAAAUGACAAUAUUUCAGCAGCGAUUGAAACUGUCGUCAAUAGUCACAUUGACGAGAAGCAAUCAGAAGAAAAGAAUGGCAAUAAAAAUGUCCUAUCAGAAGAAACGAAUCAAAGUACGAGAAAAAUCGAAACCAACAAAACAGUGAAAAAUAUCAAAGUUCUCAGCAAGAAGAAAAACGUUAAAUCAAAAGAACCGAUAAUUCGACGUGUCCAAUUGCCAAAAGCUCGAGGAGUAAAGUCAAAGACGACUAUCGAGAAAGUUUCAAAAAUCGAUAGUCCCACCGAAACGCCUACUAGACGAUCUUCCAAGGACGAUGCUAAACUCGAAAAUACCGACGAAAAAAAUCCAACAUCCGAACUCGAAACAUCGACCAGAAGGAAAAAAAUAUUAAAUCCCGUCGCAUCUCUCAACGCCUCAAUUAAAGCAAAAGCCCAACUGAGAACCACCGAUGGAAAAUUCGCCCGAAGUCCCAUUAAAAUCCCCAAAAUAAUCUCAGACCCCGAGACAUUGCAAAAACGCGGUAAAAUUUCCAUCGCUCCCGGUCGUUUUCUCCGCUCCAAACUCAAAGUCGCCCAAAAUUUAAUGAAAGACGCAGUGAAAACUUCCCGCCGAACAAAUUCAAAAUUACCGGAUAAAUCGACAGGACAAAAGAAAGAAGAUUCCCCCCAAGAAUCAGAAAUUACAAAUGAACCAAAACACCGCACUUCGAGAAAUUCGUCACUAAAUCGAAAAGAAACAAAUAAAGUCACCGACACCGAUAAGGCAAAAGAAGAGGGAAAAGUCAAAAGACUGAAUAAUAAAUUGACGAAAAAAGCGAACGAAACGAAAGAGGAGAUUAACGAACAAGUGGAAAAUACAAUCAAGGAGGUGCGAGGACGACCUAGAAAGAGUCUUCCGGCAAAAAUUUCCGAAAGUAAAAAAAUUACUCUCAAUUUACGACGUCACAGCAACUCGGCAACUAAGACGCCAAAAGAAGACGAUACCAUUUCUCAUAACGAAGCAAAAGUCGAAACAGUUACUCCAGAGAGCAAAAAAUCAAAAGAAGACGACGCGACUCCUAAAAUAUCCCCAGCGAAGCAAAAAUCCCCGAAAGGCACACUAAAAACCCUGAAGAAGAAUAUAAAAUCAAAAGUCGUCUUUAACAAGAAGGGGAAAAAUCUCUCCAAGGAAGUGGGAAGAAUAAUGCGCAAAUCGCCCAGAACUGCCAAAAUUCAAAAAAUCCAAACUAAUCUCCCUGAGGAAAUUAUGAAAAAAGGAAUUGAAGAACAAAGUGGUGACAUUGAAAGUAAAACGGAACCGAGCGAAAGUAUAGAGAAAAAUAGCGAAGAAGAAGAAGUGACAAUUAAUAAAGAAGAUAAUGAACAAGAUAAUAGAGAUAAUAAAGAAGAUGGAAAGGAAGAUGAGAAAGAAGAGAAUAAAGAAGAUGAAAAUGAAGAGAAGAAACAAGACGAAAAUGAAGAGAAUAAAAAAAACGAAAAUGAAGAAAAUAAAGAAGAUAAUACAGAAGUUAAAGAAGUUAAAGAAGUCAAAGAAGUAAGAAAAGUUAAUAAAGAAGUUAAAAAAGUUAAUAAAGAAGUUAAUAAAGUUGAUAAAGAAGUUAAUAAAGAAGUUAAUAAAGAAGAUAAUAUAGAAGGUAAUGAAGAAAAUAAAGAAGAAAAUAAAAAAGAUAAUAAAAAGGUUAAUAGAAAAAAUAAAGAAAAUAAUAAACAAGAUAAUAAGGAAGAAAAUGAUAAAGAAGACAAUGGCAAAGGAGAUAACAGCAAAGAUAAUAGCAAAGAUAAUGGCGAAGAUAAUAGUGAAGAUAAUAACGAAAAUAAUAGCGAAAAUAAUAGCGAAGAUAAUAACAAAGAAGAAAAUAGCAAAAAAGAUAAAGAAAGAGAAGCUAAUAAUCUAGAAGAUGAGAUAGCAAAUAUAGAAAUAGACAAAGAACAACCAAAAGAAUCAGUUUCCAAAAUUCCGGAAAAUUCUGACAUGAUUAAUUUCAGUCUCGAUCACAUUCAUCAGGAAUCAUGUAAUUCGAAUAUGGACAGCGGCAAGGAAAAUUCCCUCGAGAUAUCUUUGAAUGUCGCUAAAUUAAAGGUGACACGUCAGAAGAAAACGAGAAAUUCCCGAAAAGAAAGAACGUCAAAGAGAUCGUUGAACAAUGUUAUCGGCAUAUUAACCGAAGGUGUGAAUAUUCCAAUCGAAGCCCAAGAAAGUGUCGUCCUAACACUACAGACUUCACUCGAAAUUAAUAAUGAAGCAUUUCCAAACAACGAUUCAACGCGCAGUGAAAAUUUCCCCAACGACAAACCAACAGAAUUGGGAAACAAUAUCGAAACAAGUGUUCCAAGUACUGUCGAACCAAAUAUUCCAAAUACUCCCACUACGACUUCUCUAGAAUUAAGUGCACCGGAAGUAAAGCCGAAGGAAUCGGAAGUGGAACAAAACGAGUCGAAAGUGGAUCGAAACGAAACGGAAGGAAAACUGAACGAAAAAGAAAACCCACAAAAAGUUGACGAAUCAAAUCCAACAACAGACAUUAUUCUCGAUCUCUCGAGACGAAAAACAAAAGGCAAAGGUUCCUUUUUAGAAAGAAUCGUCUCUAAAAUUGCCAAAAAGAAAGACGUCUCACUGGAUAGCGAUGCUGGUUUUUCCCUGGGAAGCAUAAAUUCCGAAAGUGUUCCAAUCCCACUUCCGGAAAUUAUUGCCAAACCAACCGAUGUACAACCAUCAACGUCGGUUACUGAAUCCCGAGAAAGUGAAAUAGAAAAUGAAAAUAAUUCCACCAAGCCGAAAAUAGACAAAGAAGAAGAGAAAAAAGAAACUGACAGCAAGGAAGAAAAAACGCCAAGAAAAUCAAAAAAGCGUUCCCUAGAGGUGAAUUCACCGAAGAAAAAUAAGCGCAAAAUAACAACUCAAGUUCCAGAAGAAAUUCAAAUCGAAAAAGAACUCAGUUUCGGUGAUAUUAUGUCCCUAGUUCAUAAAUCCGAAGUUCCUGCCGAAGACAUUCCCGACGAGCCGCUAAUUAUCGCCGAAGAGAAAAUAAUCGAUUGUGACAAACAAACCGAAAUCAAUACCGAAUCGAACGACGACAAUUCAAAACAAAACAAAGAAUCCCCAAAGAAAUCAAAACGAAAACUAAAUUCGGAAGUUCAAGACGAAACGAAUGACGAUUCUUCUGAAGCGAAAAAGACCGAAACGCAAAAAACACGCAAAUCAUUACGAAAAUCACAAAAGAAUGACGAAGAUCCAAAGGAAGAUUCAAAUCAACAAAACGAAGAAAAAGAAAAAGAAGAAUCUAAAGACAAUACGAAUUUAUCACCAAACUCGAGUAUUUUAGAGUCAAAACAGGAAAUACAAUUCUCAGAGGAAAGUGACGGAGAAAAUUCCCGAAAACAACCGAAUAAGGAAAGUGACAAAGAUAUUUCUGAUUCGGAAAUGUUCAAGGUACCAAAUACUUUCACUGGUAAACGAUCAUCAAAACGCAAAUCACAAACAAGUGAAAAUUUGCCAAACACUGAGGAAUUAUCCGAAGAUUCAAGUAACAGUGAAUCGUUUACUGAAGAGUCAACCAGAACGAGGCGAAAAUAUUCCAAACGUAAACAAUCUGUGGAAAAUCGUUCAGAAUCAGAAGACGAUUUCUCCAGCGAUUCGUCGCCAACCAAGGAAAAUUUAUCCGAAGAGACACAUAUUGGAAAACGUCAAAAAUUAGGACGAAAGGCAAAACAAAACAUUUCCCUACUCGACGAACAUAUUCUUCUACCCGACGACGAAACAAUAAAUGAAGAAGAUGAGGAAUUAUCCGUCGAUAAAGAAAGGAAACGAGGAAGAAAACCGAAAAAUCCACAGACACAAACUGGGGAAAAUUUAAAUAUAACAAACACAACGGAAACUAUAAUUUCCGAAAGUGUUUCAGUGGAGAAAAAGCGACCCGGUCGUAAGCCUAAAAAACUUACUCCCCCCAACGAAAGUAUUUCACCGGAAAAAGUGACCGAAGAAAUUGAUAAUCAGAAAGAGCUUUCGUCUUCCGAUGAAAAGAAUCAAGAAACUUCGGAUUUGUCCGAAUCGCCUAAAAUUCCCGAAAGAAAACGUGGUCGAAAGCCUAAGAAAUCCACCACCGUUGAUGAAACUCCCCUUCAGGUGAAUGAAGAAACUCCAAUGCAGAUUGAAGAGAACACGGAAGAAACUGAAAUCGAAAAAGUCGAAGAAAAAAAGAAACCCGGAAGAAAGUCGAAAAAGAAUUCGGAUAAUCCCGAGGAGGUGAAAAUUAACGAAGAGGUAUUGAUCACACCGGAAGAAAAAUCAGAUUUAGAGUCAAAAGAUAAACUAACGAAAACUGAUGACCCCGAACUCGAAAUAAAUUUUUCACUUCCUGUAAAAUCUUUCGAAACUAAUCAAUCAGAAAAGAAACGACCAGGAAGAAAACCGAAGAAAAUUGUCCAGGAAGAUGAAAAUCCAUCGCAGCGUCUUCAAGAACAAGAGGCAGAUAAAAUUCCCAGUGAACAAUUAAACACGGACGAAAGUAAAUUAGAAAAGAAACGACCAGGAAGAAAAUCGAAAAAGAAUAUUUCCCUCGCCGAAGACGAUCUCUUUCCCCCGCACGAUGAAUCCUUCGAAAUGGAAAACGAUAAACAAACAGAGGAUAAAUCACUGGACGUAUCGACAAAAUCAACAGAAAAGAAACGACCUGGAAGAAAACCUAAACAGAAAAUCGCAGAACCUCCAGAAAAUACCGAUGAACCCACAGAAAAAACAAAUGAAUUUACAGAAAAGGAUAAUUUGAACAUGAAACGUUUCAAACGUUGGGAAAGAACUCAUUUCUUGAAUUUGUUUCCAUGCAAUAAACAAGAAGAUCCAAUUGAUUCAGUGUUUCUAAGGGAUACAUUGAUGAAGGAUGAUUCAUGGACUCCCGAAAAUAUCGAAACUAUUUCUGAUUCUCCAUUAGAAAGAAAACAUCCCGGAAGAAAAUCGAAAAAGAAUAUUUCCCUCGCCGAAGACGAUCUCUUUCACCCGCACGUUGAAUCCUUCGAAAUGGAAAACGAUAAGCAAACAGAGGAUAAAUCACUGGACGUAUCGACAAAAUCAACAGAAAAGAAACGACCUGGAAGAAAACCUAAACAGAAAAUCGCAGAACCUCCAGAAAAUACCGAUGAACCCACAGAAAAAACAAAUGAAUUUACCGAAAAGGAUAAUUUGAACUUUAAUUCCGACAUGAACCCUAUCAAACGUUGGGAAAGAACUCAUUUAUUGAAUUUGUUUCCAUGCAAUAAACAAGAUGAUCCACUUGAUUCAGUGCUUCUAAGGGAUUCAUUGAUGAAGGAUGAUUCAUGGACUCCCGAAAAUAUCGAAACUAUUUCCAAUUCUCCAUUAGAAAGAAAACAUCCCGGAAGAAAAGCGAAAAAGAAUAUUUCCCUAAUUGAUGAGCAUCUCGAUCUUCCAGACGAUCCGCCUUUGGAAAUUUCAGAACUGAAUUCAUCAAAUCAAAAUUUAACGAUAAUAAAUACAGAUUCAACAAAACUAGAGACAGAUUCAUCGAAAGUAAAUAUAGAUUCGACAAAAAUAAAUUUAGAUUCGACAAAAAUAAAUUUAGAUUCAAAUGUAGAUUCGACAAAAAUAAAUACUGAUUCAACAGAAAUAAAUACGGAUUCGACAAACAAAAUUCAAGACAAAGUCGAAUUACAAACUUUGGAAAUUGUUUCCCCCGAAAGAAAGCGACCGGGAAGGAAGUCUAAAAAAAUAAUUACCGAGCAAAAAGAUGUUGAGGAAAAUAAUACGAGUUUAGCCGCUAUCGAAAAAGUACCAGAAUUAAAUGAAAAUCCUUCAGUUCUGGUGCCUGAUAAUAAUGUCGAAAGUGAAGAAAAGGAAAAGAAGAGACCAGGAAGAAAAUCUAAGAAGACUUCAUUACUUGAUAAUUCUUCUUUGUCUAUUGAUAAACAAACCGUUGAACAAGAAAAUAAACCGGAAAAUAUAGUCGAAAUUACUGCUCCACAAAACGAAUCGAUGGAGAGAAGACGUCCUGGGCGUAAAUCCAAAAAGUACACUUCCCUCUGUGAGGAACAUCUCGCUCUUCCUGAUGAUGAUAUUGAUCUUCCAGAAAUUACCAAAAGGGAAAAUACUCUCAAGAAAGAAAAAGCGAAAGAAAAGGAGAAGGAAAAAGAAAAAGAGAAAGAAAAGGAAAAGGAAAAGGAGAAAGAAGUAGAGAAAGAGAAAGAAAAGAUAAAAGAAAAGGAGAAAGAAAAAGAAAAAGGGGAAGAAAAAGUAAAAGGUGUAGAAAAAGAGAAAGAAAACGGGGUAGAAAAAGAAAUACCAGGAAUAGAAGAGAGAAGUAAAGAAGAAACAGAAACUAAUCAGUUAAUUUCAGAAAUUUCUCCUCAACCAGUGGAUAGAAAACGUCCUGGAAGAAAAGCGAAAAAGAAUAUUUCCCUAAUCGACGAACAUCUUGAUCUACCAGACGACGAUCCUAUCUCCAAAGAAGAUAAUUCAACAACAGAUUCUAUCAAAGUCUUCACAAACGAUAUUCCCGAAGAGAUUACAAACGAAUCUAAAUCAUCUUCAGACAAAAAACGAAACGCAUCACAGGACAGAAAACAAAAAGCACCAAAGAAAAAAUCCACCAUUGCAUCUCUAUUUCCAGAACAACAUUCCGAAUUAAUUAAUCAAACCGAAGAUCUCAAGGAACAAAAGGAAAAUAAAAAGGAAAAAAUUAACAGCAAACUGGAAGAUAUUUCCUCAACAUUAGACAACAUUAGUUCUAUUCUAGAAAACGAAGUCUGUCAAAAAACAACACUAAUAAACCAAAUUUUACCAUUUUCCUCCCAACAAUCUGAUUUGCCAAUAGAAGAAAAAUUGCCAGAAAAAAAUUCAUUAGAAUUAUCGAAUUGUAACGAUCAGGAAACAUCGUCUCUUGAUUCUGCUUUGAAUCCAGAUCCACAGGAGACAAAAGAAGAUGACGAUUUCCAAACACCGAAAAAACGUCCUAUUGGAAAUUUCGCUGUGGUCCAUACGAAAACUGGUGAAAUUCUAAUUGUCGAGAAAAAGAAGAAAUUAACAAAAGAAGCCGCUAAAUUUUUCUGCGAUAUUUGCACGACAAGUUUCACUAGACGAAGUUCAUUGAAAAAACACAAUCUCUCCCAGUCGCAUCUUAUCCAAAUUCAACAUUCAACAUCCGAUCGAGAUGAAAUUCAAACUCACCGCGACGAGGAGGAGAAGAGUAAUUUUGAAAAAUUGGAAAAAAUCACUAUUCCAAAUGAAAAUCCCGCUGACAAUUUAGACGUUUUGAAUCAACUCCUCGAUCAGCAUUUCAAACAAAAUGAUUCAAUUCCCAGGGAGAAAUUACCAAUUCCAAUGAUAAUUCCUCCCUUUGUUGAGAAAGCAUUGCCAGUCGAGGCGGAACAGGAGAAUAUGGAUGACGAUUUACUCGACGAGGAGAUUUGCAAAAUUACCGAAAACAUGACGCACGAUGAAUAUGUUUUGACCGAUCACAUCAGUCCCGUAUUCCCCGAGGCAGCUUCUACACCGAUUAAAAAUUUAGAAUCUAAAUUAGAAUCUAAAUUCGAAUCUAAAUUAGAAACUAAAUUUGAAUCUAAAUUAGAAUCUAAAGUUGAAUCAAAUGAGACGAAAAAUAAAAAGACCAAAAAGGAAAAGUUGAAGCAGAAAAAGAGAAAUUUGGCAGAGGAGCAUUUGGAUCUCGAUACCCCCGAGCCUGAGUCUCAAAGUUCUGAUAAAUUCUCAAUCAACGAAUAUUCCAAUCAACUUUCUGACAUCACACCCGAAAUUUCCAAGGAUUCCCAAGAAGUUAUCGAGAAAUUAGAAAAUCCAGUCACUCCAAAGAGAAAAAAUCGAAAGGAAACUACUCAAACCGAAACGAUCGAUACCGAAAUUUGUCAAAUUUCUCCAAAACGUUCUUCCCUGAGAUCUAAACAUCAAGAAAAGAAGGAAGAAAUCUCCCGACCAAAGAGAAAUCAAAGCAAACAAAAUUACAAAGAAUACGAAAACGACGAUUUCGAUCAAGAAACUUUAGAAAUUGAACUCCCAAGACGUGAAAAUUCGAGAUCGAGAAAAAACACCUCUAAUCGCGAUUCAUCCAAAUCGAAGAAAAAUCAAGAAAAGGAUAAUCAAGUAAAUGAAAAUCCUCCCCCAGAAAUUCUAAACAUAAGAGAAGAUAUAGAAAAUGAUUUAAAAUUACAAAAUUCGUUACUCUCGAACAAUUCCGAUUUACAAUUAAAUUCACAAGAAUCAAAGACAAUUUUUGACGAAGACAAGAAUUCGAAAUUAAACUUUUUGAAUAUCACCGAAACACUCAAAGUACAAAGUGGUGACAUUCAAAAUUGCAAUACAAAUAAUUCGAUAAACACUGAAUUCGACAGUGACGAUAAUUCCCUAAAUACCGACAUGUCCGUUGAUAUACAAAAAUUACUCGACGAUCCCGAAUUGAGCGUUGACAAUAAUAGUCUCCAACCAAAUUUACAAACCGUCUUCAAUAGCGAAGUGCUGAAAAAAUCCAUCGAACGCGAUUCAAUCGAAACUCUAAAUUCCCUUGAAUCUGAAGCAGAAAACUUAUCAGCAUCGUUUACAAGAAAUGACAAUGAAAUUGAAUCAAACGAGAUUGAAAUCGAGCCAGAAAAUGAAAAAAUCGACACUGGAACUGAAAACGAAAUUGAAACCGAAGAAAAUGAAAUCGAAAGGAGGGAAAAUGAAAUCGAAACAACAGAAGAGAAUAAAAUCGAAACUAGAGAAAAUGAAAUCGAAGAAGAAUUCAAAAUAGAAGAAAGAAAUAAAGAAUUCAAAAUAGAUGAAGAAAGAAAUGAAUCCAAAAUAGAGGAAGAACAAGAAUCCCAAGAGGAAAAGGAGUCGCAAAAAAUUAAAAGCACUGGAAAGAUACAAAAGGGAAAAUCAAAGCAAAAGAAAGGAGUCAAGAAUAAAAAAUCAAAUCUAAAUCCCACUGAAUUUAGCGAUAAUGAAGAACCACCUCUAGAGUCGCAAAGUAAAAACAAAAUCGUUCGCAGUGUAUUUGGCCGAGUAUUCGCAGGCGAAAAAGUCGAUAAAGUGCGAGAAGUCCUUGACGAUUGGAACUCAAAGUCAGAAAGUUCCGACAAUGAUCUCAAUAAAUCCAAAGAUUCCGCAUCAUCAAGAUCAAGAAGAGAUUCAAAGCAAAAGAAAGAUUCCAAAAAGAAUACAAAACGUUCUCGAAAUUCCUCAACCAGCGGAAAAUCACAAUCCCAAAAGAGAAAAAAUGAAUUCCAAACUGAAGAUUCGUCGAAAAAACCCAGCACAUCGAGAAAUUCUUCCCAAACACGAUCAGUUGAUCAACUAAAGACAAAUAGAAUUGAAUCUUCUCUGGGAACGUCGGAAUUAUUAAUCACAAGUUCAAGAUGCCGACAGAGUAAAAAGAAAGCCGAAGAACGUAUUUCGACAAUUUCCCGAGCAUUCGAUGAUGAUUCAUCAAUUCCCGACGAUGAUUUCGGCGAAAAAGUUUCAAAACUAAAAGAAGAAUUAAAAAAUAAAAUGGAAAAUAUUCAACCAGAGUAUGACAAAGAAGAAGAAAUAUCCGAAAAGAAUAAAGAAUAUGCAAACAAACUUGAAAAUUUUGAUAUAAGAAGCGAAACAAGUCAAAAAAUAGAUGAAUUACCAUCGAUACCGUUGAGUCCAAGAAGUCCCUCGACAGUUUCUCAAUUAACCCGAAAUUCCGAUCGUAAUGUCGAUGACGAUGACGAUGAUGACAAUGACGAACUCGAGGAUUGUCUCCUACGUAGGCGAAUGUCACCCUACUUCGACUACAACAAUUCCUACACAUCUUUGGGAAGCAGUACAAACAACACUGAAAAUAAUUCAACUGACAAUGAUGGAAAAUACGUGAAUGAGGAAAAAAAUCCCCUCCGUCGGAAAAGUUGUUCCAGUGAAUUUUCCGGCGAGAAAAUAGUAAUUCGUUCACCGCUCGCCUUACAUGAGAAUAGAGCUGAAGUUGUCACAAUAGCACCCACCGAUGCAAUCGAAGACAAUGCACUUGACGUUCCACAGGAAAUUAUCUCAGCCAAUGCCGCAGCCGCCGCUGUGUCUUCUUCAAUGUCCCAAAAUAAAUCCCGUCAGGGUAAAGUUUUGAAUUUCGAUGAAGAACUAUUUGUCGAAUGUUGCUCAAGACUUAAGGCAACAACCGAGAAGGAACUGCGUGGCGCCAAGAAAAUAAAACUCGAUCAUUCCGAAAUGUAUCGCAAGGAACUGCCGGUGCAAUUUUUCGGACCCAGCAAGGAUCGUUGGCGAGACGCUGAGAGUCAGAAUAGUCUAGGCAGCCUCCUCGAAUCUGUCAAUCAGUUAUUGGGCGAGGAAAUGUACGGCAACAAUGAUAAGGAUAAUCGUGCUUUGGACAAACAAAGUGAACGUUCAAGUCGAUCGGCGAGUCCGGAUGAAUCGCGACCUGACAAUCUUGGCUAUGAGGACAGUCUAGACGUUGCUUUUGAGCACAACAAUAAACUUCGGGAUAAAAUACAGCAACGCAUGAGAGAAAGUGAAAAUCUCAUCUCAAAUGCAUUCGGUCAAAGGAGUGACCACAGUGGAGAUUAUCAAUUAAAUCAUUUCAUUGAAAGAGAAAAUCGCGACGAAACUGAACACAUUUACGGACGUUUGCAAAAUCAAUUCAAUUCACCAAAUACAUCGAAUGGAAUUUACAGUACCGGUCACAAUAAAAGUCAAAAUCUUCACCAUGGCGGUCUUCUGGACAAAGCUCUCUCGAAUUUAUUACACAACAACGACAAACACGACCACAAUGGAUCGACUCCGAUGACAGUUUUGGCAGAGCUCGCCUGCGCUCGUGCUCCAACAUCAACAGACUCCACGAAGUUCCGCAAAGAGGAAUCAGAAAAGAAGGAAUUGACAAUUUUUAAAGAAUCGACAAUCAAGAAAACUAAAAAUCCAAUUAAGGAAUUGUUCGAAAGAAAGAAGGAACUUUACGAGAGGAAACAAAUUGAAAAGGCAAAAAUUGACGUAAUCACCAAGACAAACAUACAAAAGGGAAGAAAAUCCAAGAAAUCGAAAAAACGCCAAGAAUUCCCCCUAAUUAGAAGCGAUCAAUACGAUGGUUUAGCGGAAAAGAAGAAAAGACGCGACAUAUUCGAAAAGAAGGACGACAUGAAUUCAUCAAAAACAAAAGACAUUUACGAUUUUGAAGACGAGGAAAGUCAAAUUGAAUCCGGUUUUAGUUCAGUUCUCUCCUACCGAACGAAAACAGAAACAAAUUUCAAAGAUUUAAUAACAAAAGCAUCUCACAAUUUGGAAAAUUCUUUCGGUAAACGUUUGGAAAUUGAGAAUAAAUUUAAGAACAGCGAAAAAUUCGCACCUAAAACAAAAGGCGCACUGAAAGCAUUUCAGAGUGAAGAUAAAGUCACCGGUCCAAUGGACGAUUUUGUCGAGAGGAAGAAAAUUUCCAAACGAACUGAAAUUAAACACUCGAAGCAAAAGAAGAAAAAUAAAAAUACAAAACGUAAAUCAAGAAACGCUUGGUAUGAGAACGAUAGUUCUGAUGAAUUUAUAACAGCCGCAAAAACCGAAGACGUUGGAGUCGGAAUUUCCAAAAGUCAACGCACUUGCUCGAAAGGCAAGCAAAAUCUCUUCGCCGAAUUGUCAACAUCAUCCGAAAGCGAAUCAAUUUACGAAGAUAUGGAACAAAUUCAAGAAAAAUUCUCAACGAACGAAAAUUCAGAAAUUACGAAAGAAAAUCAAGAAAAAUCAUUGCCGAAUACUGAAAAUGAAACUUAUAAUAAUUGGGACGAGAUGGAGAAAAAUAAUUUGGAAUCGUCAAUUUCCGAAACUGAUUCUGAAUCAGAGUCGGAAUUAAUUAUCGAUCUCAAGAAGGACAGCGAGGAGAAUAAAGAUCCCGAGGACGCUUCCGAUUAUGAUGAGGAAAAUAAUUACGAGGAUGAUAAUUGUGACAACGGUGACAAUUAUCGUGAAAAUGAUGAUAAUUAUCGUACGAAUGGCGACAAUUAUCGUGACAAUCCCGAUGAUGAUGAAGAAGAUGAUGAAAAUCCCGACGAAAAUAUUAACAAAGAACAAUCAAUCGAAACGAAAAAUGACUCGAAAAAAGAAUGGAUUCCCCUCGAAGAGGCUCUCAAUCUUCUCGAGAAAAAUGACAAUCUCGAGAGUGUGACAAAGGAAAUGAAAAUAUUCGCCAAAGCCUCACGUACAAAAGCAAAGAGAACCGAUAGCGAGAGUUCAAUUAAAUUCAAUAAGGAAUCAAAAGAAAAUCACAGUCCCGACGAAUCGGAACUUCAAGACGACGAUUUACCAGUUUUACCCGAAAAACUCCCAACCAACGAGAAACCACAGAAAGAACCGGAAAAUCUACCCCUCCACGUAUUUCUCAGUCGUAAAGUUCAAGAGUCAAAGAAACGCAAACAAUUGCAGCGUAAAAAUAAAAAAUUACAACAAACAAAUUCGUCAAUAAAUUUCGAACCAAUAAGACGUCAACGUAAAUGUGCCAUCGGUAAGCAAGGCCUCCUCGCCGAAAUAAGCAGUUCUGACGAUGAGGACUUUACAAAAAUUUCCCAUCGUCGCAGUAAGGAGAAAUCCGACACCAUCGAAAGAUCCCGAAAAAAGAAGGAAUCAAAAGAAAAGAGAAAGGAACGUUACAUUGAAAAGAAGCACGAGCAAAUGAUUGCUAAGGAACAAAAGGCAAUCGAGGAGGAAAUAUUACGGGAAUUGGGGAAAAAUAAGGGUGAACAAGAAAUGAAGAAUGACAAUGAAGUCAAAAAAGGCGAAAAAGAAAAAGAAAAACAAGAAGAAGAAGGAGAAGAAGAUGAAAGAGAAGAAGAAAGUGAAAACGAAAAGUCGCGUAAAAAGCAAAGACUCAAACAAAUCGAAAGCGAAAUCGAUUCUGAAUCAGAAUCAAAGGAGAGAAAUAAGGCGAAAGUUAAUCAAAAGAAAAAGAAUGUGAAGAAGAGUAAAAUUGAAAAGCCGAAAAGUAGACGUAAUUCAAUAUCCAGUGGUACUACAAAGGAACGUAGAUUAUCGAACAGUAAACGUGAUUCCGGCGAUGAUGAACUAAGAACAACAAAAUCGUGGAAUAAAGUCGACGAUAUUGGUGUUGCCAUCGGUAGACGUAAACGUGCAGCAGCCAAUCAACUCUACUAUUGGUCGAGUUCAAGCGAUGAGGAUGAAUUAAUCGAAACAGCUCCUGCAGCAGAAGAAGAAGACGAUAGAUUAGAGCAACACGGUUGGAUUGUUGGUGAUUCGCAUAAAAAAAUGAUCACCAUGCUCGCAAUGGAGAAGCAAUUAAAGGAGAAACGAAGAAGAAGCGAGGAUGAAUUUGAUUCCGGCAAGGGAAAAAGCAAAAAGCACAGGAACAGUACAUCUUGAUACGUAUUUCACGAUUAGAUUUCUCGAAAUUUUUCCAAUUUAUUCUCCACUUAAAAAAAAAAAAUUUAGUUUCAAUUUUUUAUUAUUAAAAAAAAUUUUAGUUUCAAUUUUUUAUUAUUAGAAAAAAUGUAGUUUCAAUUUUUUCACCUUUUGGUUUAUUGUAAAAGACGCCUUCUCUAGGUGUUUUUCAAAUUAAAAAAUUGAGAAUAUUAAAAAAUUUAUAGAUGUUAAGAAAAAAAAAAAUUUACUGCCACUUACAUUUUUUUUCUCCUGUCAAAAUUAGAAUAAUCUUUUCAAAUUUCUCAGCGCAAUGUUUGUAAGUAAAGAGGAAAAAAAAAUGUAAAUAAUUCAUUUUACGCAAUCCCCUUCGAAUAUAAUCGAUAGUUGGUAUAAAAAUGCGGUAAUAUUAGACUGAAUAAAAAAAAAUCUUGUAAACGGAAGAAAGAUCACGCAAAGGGCAGUUUUAGGACAAUACUAGUACAUUUUUUUGAAAGAAUAAAUUUUAGUUUAUAGUUAAUUUAUAGGGAAAAAAAAAUUCUUGCAAGAGUUAAAUAAUUAUAUUUUAAGGGAUAAAUUUAUACAAAGAUCACUUCCAAUGGACAUUUUUUUGUAAAUAGGGGUCCAAUUCAGAAAAACGCUUUCGCUUUUUGUGAUUCAUAAUAUAUACAACAUAUCUUCGCGCAGGAUAGAAAAUAUUUCAAUUGUUUGAAAUAUUACAAAAAGAAUUUAAUUUUUUUCUGUUUACUUUUUUUGGUGCAAAAAAAACACGGCAUACAAUAUUUUUGUUUGUUGUGUUUGUGACGAUCUCAUAUGUGUCACGAUUAUUAAAAAUGCCCGAUGCAUAUAUUAUAAAAAUAAGCUUGUUAAUUGCGAAAAAUCGUGUUUUUUUUUUUGUCAAGCCUAUAUAGUUAUGGGUGCACACAUAAUAGCCGAGUACCUUCACAAAAAAAAUAAAAAAAAAAUUUGCAUAUUGAAUAAAUAUUAUAUAUUAUAAACGUUAUAUGUAUAACAUAACGAUUAAUUGAUAACAUAGAAUUUAUUGUAAAUGUACUGCCAUAAUCAUAUUAUCAGAAUGAAAGCCUAUUAAAUAGUUAUUAUUAUUUCUGUAAAGACGAAAGUGUUUAGCACAAAAGUAGAAAUAUCCAGUGUAAAUAGAACAUAUUUUCAAUGUGUCUGGAAAAGUAUGUUUUGUAAUAUAAGCAUUGCGAAAGAAAAAUAAAAUUAAUAAUUAAGAAAAAAUA